This is a messenger RNA of Cannabis sativa, 616 nucleotides long. RefSeq lists its product as uncharacterized. Bases 2 to 394 code for a protein of 130 amino acids. Lineage: Eukaryota; Viridiplantae; Streptophyta; Magnoliopsida; Rosales; Cannabaceae. The transcript has a single exon. The record is from RefSeq and is a predicted model, not a curated record.
CAUGAGGAAAGAGAGAUUUCCAACACAAAGGCGUUCUAAAUUGCUGCCUCGCGGAGAUGGUCCAUUUCAAGUACUUGAACGGAUCAAUGACAAUGCCUACAAACUCGAUUUGCCAGGUGAAUAUAAUGUUAGUGCUACAUUUAAUGUUUCUGAUUUAAGUCCAUUUGAUACAGGUGAAGAUUUGAGGACAAAUCCUUCUAAAGAAGGGGGGAAUGAUGAGGACAUCAAGGACCAAGUAUCAAGUCCAAUUCCAGUGGGUCCAGUGACUAGGGCACGAGCUAAGAGAUUCAAGGAAGAGCUUAACAGCCUAGUACACAAAGUCUUAAAUCAAGAAGAGACCGUGGUCAACACGGAAGGAGAACAAAGAUUGGUCAUACUCAUCAAAGUGGACUGAAUUUUGAAGCUUCAUUAUAUGUGUCACGUUUUAUUUAUCUUUAUGUGUCACAUUUCAUUAUAUGUGUCACGUUUUAUUUAAUUUUAUGUGUCAAGUUCUUUUGUGUGGAAGUUACAAGAGUGGAGUCAAAAGGUCUUCAUUAUGGAGCUUUCAUUAUGAAGACCAAGAGUCUUAUUUAGUAUGCUUUUAUUGGAAAGACCAAAGGUCUUAGGUGUGUUAAUG